AUGACAGAAUUAGAGAUGGAUUCUAUAUUUCAUGAGAAACAAGAGGGCUCUCUGUGUGCCCAACACUGCCUGAACAAUCUUCUUCAGGGGGAGUACUUCACUCCAGUUGACCUGUCCUCCAUUGCCCACCAGCUCGAUGAAGAGGAGAGGAUACGGAUGGCUGAGGGGGGACUGGGCAGUGAGGAGUACAGGACUUUUCUUCAGCAACCUUCUGGUAACAUGGAUGAUAGUGGAUUCUUCUCAAUACAAGUCAUUAGCAAUGCUCUCAGUGUGUGGGGUCUAGAAUUAGUACUUUUCAACAGCCGGGAAUACCAAAGCCUGAUGAUAAAUCCCAUAAAUGAGAAGGCUUUUAUCUGCAAUUACAAAGAACACUGGUUUACCAUUCGCAAACUCGGGCAGCAGUGGUUCAACUUGAAUUCAUUGCUGACUGGACCUGAAUUGAUAUCAGACACAUAUCUGGCACUAUUUUUAGCUCAACUACAACAAGAAGGUUAUUCAAUUUUUGUGAUCGGAGGCAACCUGCCGGAGUGUGAAGCAGAACAGAUCCUGGCUUUUAUGAGAGUGCAACAACAGCAGCGACCACGCCUCAUAGGAGAAGAAGAGGCACAAACAAGCUCAGGAAGCAGGUCUGUAGCCCUGGGACAGAAUGAGAUUGUUGUUGGCGAUGAGGUCAUAGGGGAUGAAGAUGAAGAGCUGAAGAAGGCCUUGGCUCUCAGCAGACAGGACAUAGAUGUGGAAGAUGAGGAGGCUGACCUGCGCAGGGCAAUACAGAUGAGCAUGCAAGGGGCAGUGAUGAGCAACACCUCUUCAGAACAUCAAACAGGAAAAGUCCUGUCCAGCGGUCAGACAACAGUCAGUGCUACAGCAGCUCAGCAGGAAAGUCAUAGUGAGACACUCACCGCUGAACAGCUGCGAAAGAAGAGGCAAGCCUACUUUGACCGACAACAGCAGCAAGCCCAAUCCAACAUUCCUCAACAACAAGAGUCAAAGUUACCUGAAAGUUCUGAAUCAAAGACAUCGGGGACCAAGCUGGAUGAGCAGCACAAACAGCCCUGA
This is a messenger RNA of Knipowitschia caucasica, 1056 nucleotides long. NCBI's taxonomy places the organism in Eukaryota, Metazoa, Chordata, Actinopteri, Gobiiformes, Gobiidae. The record is from the annotation of a GenBank genome assembly.